Molecule: messenger RNA, 1053 nt
Organism: Mesocricetus auratus (golden hamster)
Lineage: Eukaryota; Metazoa; Chordata; Mammalia; Rodentia; Cricetidae
Product: vomeronasal type-2 receptor 116-like
Exons: 2
Coding region: 127-1053 (308 amino acids)
Biological process (GO): G protein-coupled receptor signaling pathway
Cellular component (GO): membrane
Molecular function (GO): G protein-coupled receptor activity
Source: RefSeq, a predicted model, not a curated record
AUUCCUCAGUCUGUGUGCCAUAAGAGAUGUGGGCCUGGAUUCAGGAAAAUUGCCCUGCUUGGCAAGAAUAUUUGCUGCUAUGAUUGCAUUCCCUGUCCUGACAGGGAGAUUUCUAAUGAGACAGAUAUGGAUCAAUGCAUGAAGUGUCCAGAAAGUCAUUAUGCAAACACAGAGAAGAAGCAAUGCCUCCAGAAAGUUGUGAGUUUUCUUGACUAUAAGGACCCCCUGGGGAUGUCUCUUACAACUGUAGCUCUUUGCUUCUCUGUACUCACAGCUCUGGUUCUUGGACUCUUUGUGAAGAACAGAGACACUCCAAUUGUCAAGGCUAAUAACAGGACACUCAGUUACACCUUGCUUGUCACACUCACCAUCUGCUUCCUCUGUACCUUUCUCUUCAUUGGUUGUCUCAACACUACUGCUUGUAUGUUACAGCAGAUCACAUUUGGAGGUGCUUUCACUGUGGCUCUUGCCACUGUGUUGGCAAAAGCUAUCACUGUGGUUAUUGCAUUCAAGGUCACUUUUCCAAACAGAGUGGUGAGGUGGUUAAUAAUAUCAAAGGCCCCAAACUUUAUCAUCCCCAUUUGUACUCUGAUCUACCUUGUCCUCUGUGCAAUCUGGCUAGGAACCUCUCCUCCCUUCCUUGAUCAAGAUGCUCAUUCUGAGCAUGGGCAUAUCAUCAUUAUGUGCAAUAAGGGCUCAGCUUUUGCCUUUCAUGGUGUCCUGGGAUACCUGUGCUCCUUGGCACUUGGGAGCUAUACCAUGGCUUUCUUGUCCCGGAAUCUACCAGACACAUUCAAUGAAGCCAAGUUCCUUUCAUUCAGCAUGCUGGUGUUCUUCUGUGUCUGGGUCACAUUCCUCCCUGUCUACCACAGCACCAAGGGGAAGGUCAUGGUGGCUAUGGAAGUCUUCUCUAUCUUGGCUUCUAGUGCAGCCCUCCUUGGCUUCAUUUUUGCCCCAAAGUGCUACAUUAUCUUGAUAAGGCCAGAGAAGAACAGUCUACAUCAUAUCAGGAACACAUCACAUUCUAGAAGGAAUAACCCUCUCAAAACCUAA